Messenger RNA from Amoebophrya sp. A25, 3940 nucleotides. The record is from the annotation of a GenBank genome assembly. NCBI's taxonomy places the organism in Eukaryota, Dinophyceae, Syndiniales, Amoebophryaceae.
AAAUUCAUUCGCUCACGUAUGUACUGCGCCGGGGUAACGCGCGCGCUUUCGCCGCCCCGUUGCAUUGGUCUUAAUUCGCCUGUGGAUGAUUUCCGCAUCCAGCCCUUCUACUACUUCGGCAGUAAGAAGACCGAGACUACAUGCAGCGGGACGGAAAGCGCUGACGCCGGAGGCCCAAUUAUCACUACGCAAGAUCUCCAUGAAGACCGGGGUUCGCGUGGCCCCAGUACACUGGCGCAAACUCAGAAGAACAGUUCUUUGAUUCAUACACCGCAACUAGGAAUCACUAGAAGAGAUCUUGGUCCCACUGGUGGAGCGACAUCCUCAUCUGUGAGUUUGGAAGGUGGACCACGGCCCGCAGGGGCGAAAGCAAGAAAUCACGACCCUUCUCAGGAUGAGAGAAUCAUGCUGAAACCGGGUAAAGGAAGCCCCCAACGGCGGCGACUCAGGCAGUUCGGGAUCGGCAAGUUCCGCCACAUGCCUUCUUACUACGACGAACAGCCAGGUUAUGAACGUAACCACCAAAAUGAGCCACGUCCACCUAUAAUCGACUCGCUUCUCGUAGCUUUAGAGAGACGGCUAGCUAGGAUCAUAGAUGACUCAAACUGUUUCAUACUGCGAGAGAGUAUACGAGAAUUAGUGGCCACAGAGAACAGAGAUUGUAUUAAUUUGAUGUAGUCGGAGAUUUUGAUUUUCUGACUCUCUCUCCCUUUCAUGUCGUAGUUCGACCCGUCGCAAAAAAGGCAAAGCCGAAGCACCUGCAGACGCAGCGCGUCCACGAGACGGAGAGUCUGCAUUUAGUGGAGAAUCCCUUCAGCACCGGCACUUCGCAGUGGAUGCACGUGCGAAGACCGCAGGAGUUUUUUCGGCAUACGCAGGUUGCACCUUUUCUGGGCAACGAAAAGUACCAGGACCAGUUCAAAUUUGGUCUGCAGAGCUCUAGUUUUGUAGAAGACUGGCUCGGGAUGUGGGGGGAGAUCCACGGUCGGCGAGCCACGAUAUCCACUGGGGCGCAUCGGGCGAAAGAAGGAGAAGCUAGCGGUAGCAUGGAGAUGGGAAGUAGCAUGGAGGCGGCGAUGGCGACAAAUAGCAUUUACCUAUCGGUGAUGCGCGGUGGGGCAACUGGAGCAGGGGUCGGGCAGCAUCCCAAGAGCGCAGGCGCAGCGCGUCCGCCGACCCGCGCUGUUUCGUCAGGGCGAAGCAGAGGCCGUCGUGGAUCCCUGUCUGCGAAUAGGCAUCCGGACAGGCAGAAAUCGGCAGGUGCAACGCAAGUCGCAGGUGGCCCCUCAAGCGCCCGCUCGAAGCAUGAGGGUGCUGCGGAAGGAGCAUCGAGUGAGGCAGGAAGAGGUAAGCGACCUGAGACUGAGGGCGUGGCUGAGCGCGAUCUUAGUGCUGCCAUUAGAGGCGACGAAACUGUGACCGCAGCCCCAGCCGCGAGGGAAGCGACCGCAGCCACUCGGCUUCUUGACGAGCAUAUGGGAGGCUCUGGCGAUUUGACAGACUCAAGCAAGCAACUGACAACAAGCACACUCCUGCAAGCGCCCUCACGGCCUAGCAGUAUGGAGUUAUCAGAGAAAAUAUGUAUACUGGGCAGACCAGAGAGUGCGCCGGCAGUAUCACCUGUGAAAAAGAGGAGUACCGCAAGCGUGGAAGCCACGAAAGACUGGGUGCAGAACAAGGAAAUAACAUCGCCCGGACGAGGCGGGGGUGACGGCACAAUCUCCUCUACAGUCUACACCGAGGCGGAGAACCCAACCGCUCGACACCUUCGCAGAGGGAAUUAUGGUGUGGUAGUGACGGAGGGCGAUGCAGCUAGUUCAAAGGGUCCGUCUCCAGCCGGGUCGCAACAGCUAAAUGCAACGUCCUCUAGUACGACGAGAAAUGGGCGGAAGAGAAGUACAGGGCCAAACACGAACCAGUCCGCAAGUGCCACUCAAUUGCUGAAGAUCAAUCCGCUGUCUGCGGGUCUCGAUUCCUUGGAGAAGCAAGUGCGUGACGAACAAAGCGCAAAGCCGCGUGUCGGGUAUGUUUCAGCACAUGGCUCGUCGCUUUCGAUACUUCAGGAGACCCAAUCCUUGCAGGAAAAGAACGCGCCACGACCGCGAAUGCUAGCAGGGAAGCACGCCUUUCCGCGGGGUCCGGACAACUGGGCCGAGGUGUCGCUGGACAUGGCUCCCAAAUUCGAUUUCAGCCGCAUUUAUCCCAAAAACGGCGGACGCAGGAAUCGACGUGAGGAUAUUCGCGCUUUGGCUCAUGAUAUGGCGGUGGACCGCUGCCGCGCGCGGAUGCCGCCCCCCGAGUUCUUGCCAGAGCUCAGUUUCAACAGAACGUCACGAUGAAGAGAACGACAUUUACAUGCAGUUCUUUUCUCGCCUAGAAAUAGAUUGAUUGUUUACCAGACAGGAUUCAUGACUACUAGUACUUACCAAGAAAACACAAUCACAGUCUCAGUCUCAGUAAUAGUUCACAGAUCUUCAAUGCCAUUUCUAAUUUAAAUUGAGACAUCAUCAUCAGACUACAGACAACAUGAAGAGAAACAGAUAAUAGAACCAUUUCACUGUAGCAGAAACGGAUAGCCGGAAGUAUGCCAUCAAUAAUAUCCAAGUUACCUAGUUGAAGCAGAUUCAUGAAGAUCAAAGAUGGAGUACAAGAAUCAAUCGCAUGUUGAACUCUAGGAAAUGUUGCACAAAAAUCCUGAGUUGCAAUGAAGAAGUCUUCAAAUUUCGACUAUUGACAACGUUUUAAUUAUCCCGUGUGAUCUCCUUUUUUUUCUGCUGUCGUGCCAACGGCGAUGAUUGACGUUUUGCAUGGCCAUAUCGAUAGGAUAGAUAUUCAUAAAAAUGAACUUUUUUCCAGAUUGACAAGCACCAAAGAGAUAUUUGGCAUUUUUCAUGAUCAUAGCCACUUAGUUAGUUGUUAGGACGCUGCUACGACGCAAGUAUAAAAGUAAUGAUAAAUAUAUAUUCGAACACAACUUAGAAGGCACAAGUGGAUGCGUUAGCUGCAGCGGCAAUAGACUCUGUCAGUGGUCUUCUUUACAGUUCCACUCCCUCUAGAAAUUUUGACUUUGAAAAGUCCUAGGUAUAUCUCAUUAUAUAUAAUCGAAAUGAACAGCGACUGUAGUUAAUGCAAAAAGCAGAGAGAUAGCGACUACAUGAGAAGGCAUACUAGAAGAUGUAGAUCACCUUCAUUUCAAUGAUACUGUUGCGAUGCCGGUUGGAACUGCGUCCUGAAAGUCAAGGGACACAAUGAAGCACAUAUUGUCAUCGGGUACUCGCAGCACCUCUGCAAACGCGCUUUCACGAUAGAUGUCCCCGAAUUUGCAGCUGAUUUCUUGUUUUAGCUUUAUCUUUAUCAUGAAUGUACUACUUGUUGUUCGCUGGUCUAAGUACGACGACUGGUAGGCGGAAUCAAUGUAAUAGACCAUCUCUUUUCUCGAUGAGAGCACGGCUUGCUCAUGCAGGCAAAAGUAGCGUAUUACCCAGCCGCGUUUCAAUGUUCAUAGAUGUAAAGUUUUCUGUUACUAUAUAAAAGUGUUAUUUCGACCGAGAUAAUAUCGUUCUGUCUCCAUGCCGUCCCAAGUCAUUUUUGGAUCCAUGGUGUCGAUGCUGCGUCUUCAUAAUUAACGAACCCUGAAACAGCCUGUGCCACUCUCGAUGUUAAGAAGAGACAUUGUGAUACAAGACAACAUGAAGAAAGCACCAGUGACGAAAGCAUACAAGAAAAGCAACGAGGACGAGUUGACGUUGAAUAUUCUAUUAGACUGAUCGAAGCAAGAUCGAUGCGACGUCCACUGUGUCUGCACUGUACGGAUACAUUUUGGCGAUGGACCACCUAUUGUUCGUGUAUUUUUUGGUCUAGUGAUGGGCACGACAGAGUCAUUGGAUUGUGAAAUAUUGGGUAUAAGUCAUGGGUAGUAUGCAUUGACCCUGACCCUGUG